UAUGGAUCCCGAAGAAAAAUAAUUAAUUGGUUCAAUCCUAAGUGGUAUGUGACUAUAAUGAUAAUGUAUUAGAUGAAAGCGAAGUGAGAAUAUGUGAAAGGAAAUAACCUCGAAAAAAGAGUAAAUUAUCACUGAACGCCAAAGAGUUUUAACCUACUUUGAUUAAUUCCAUAGAAUAAAUUGAAAUUCUAGGAGAUAAUCAUGGGAAUGACACAUUGACUUACAAUUCUACAAACACAUAACCUUAUAUGUAUAUAUUCUAAUUUUACAUGUUAGAAUUAACGAAAGAUAAAAACAGAAGAAAUCAUCUAUUAAAAUUCAUCAUGAUUUAAAGUAACUAUAAUUUUCACCUAAAAAACACUAAACUAUGCAACCUAUAAGUUAAGUUUAAACCUACUUUUUGACAUUUAAUAGCCAUCCUUCUCUAUAAGAAGAUAAUUAAGUUUAGCUAUAAUUGAGGUAAGAUGAUUAUCAAUUUAGAAUUAGUUUGGUAAUACAUUUAAUUAUAUGUUAGGAAUAAAUAUGUGGGAAUUAGAAUGCUUCAAGAAAUCUUCAAAAAAUUUUUGAUAAUGGUACUCCAUUAUAAAGAAGUAUGAUAUUUGAGACAAUUGAAAAAAAUUUAAUUAAGACUUCAAAAGAUUUAUUUGGAAAUUAUUUGGUUUAAAAAAUAUUUUUAUCAGGUAUUUUUAUAAAAUAAUUGAUUUAGGUGAAAAAUAAUGGAAAUUUAGUUUAUUUUAUCAAUUAAAAGGUCAUUUUGUUGAAUUAUCUAAAAAUCAAUAUGCUUCUAGAGUUAUUAAUAGAAUGAUAGAAUUUUUAAAAGAUGAAGAUAAUCAUCUUGAAAUUGAAUUUAUAGACGAGAUAAAAUAUUAAAUUAGAUAAUUAAUAAAUGAUAAUAAUGGUUGUUUUGUAUUAUUAAGUUGUUUAGAGAAUUUUGAUGAAAAAAUUUGUGAAUAUAUGAAAAAACAUAUAGAGUAAUCAGUCUAUUCUAUGUCUUAACACACAUAUGGAUGUAGAAUUAUAUAAUUUAUGCUUUAAAAAUAAAAUAGUUAAUCAUUAUUAGAUUAAAUUAUGGAUGUAUCAUAAUAACUUUGUAUUUGUGAAUUUGGUAACUACAUAAUUUAGUUUAUAUUGAAGAGUAAUUUUAAAUAGUAAAAAAUGGAACUGUUCAGAAUUAUUAAGAGUAAUUUUUAAACAUUAUCUUACAACAAAUAUGGUAGCAAUGUUGUAGAAGUAUUUCUUGAAAUAAUUGAAUAAGAAGAUAUAAAAUUUGUUACUAAUAUCAUGUUGAAUGUUGAUCAAGAAAAUAAGUAGAUUUUAUUAUAAAAUUUUAGUUAUUUAUUUGUUGCUUUUGCAACACAUCCUUUUGGAAAUUAUGUUUUUAAAAAAUACUUAUAGUUAGAUUAAUAAUAUAUCAUUCCAGUUCUUGGAAUAAUAAAGAGACAUCCAGAAUUACUAUAAUAAAUCAAUACUUCUGAAUAUGGAUAAAAGAUAUUCUCUGUUGUAGAAAGAUCCAUUCAAUUUAUAUGAAUAAAAAUGUUUGUGAAUUGUAUUAAGUUUGUAUUAUGCAGUAUAUUAAUAUAAAUGAAAUAGUAUACACUUCCAAAUUAAAUUGUUUAAUAUUACUCUCCAUUUAGAUCGAAUGCAUAAAAAACAGUUAUUUAAGAUGGUGAAAAUACUUUUGUGAUCGACCCUCAAUAUUAAUACUUAAGUAUAAGUAAAUAAUUGCAUUCUAUUAAAUAAAGUUGGAUAAGGAUCGUAUGGAGUUGUUUUUGCUGCUAAAGACACUAAAAAAGAUUAAGGAAGAGACUUAGUUGCAAUAAAAAAGAUAGUUAAGGCAUUUGAAUAAAGGCUUUUUGCAAAAAGAACACUUAGAGAAUUAAGACUUUAAAGGUUAUUCAGUCAUGAAAAUGUAUCAUUCUCUUCUAUCUGUACAGGUGAUAUCGAUUGAGAAAAUAAUGCUUCCAAAGUCCAGAGAAGAAUUUGACGAUAUGUAUAGAAAACCUGGUAGAUUUUAGAUACAUUGUCUAAGAAUUAAUGGAAACAGAUUUAUCUACAAUCAUUAGAUAAUAAACAUAAUUAGAUUAGGAUUAAAUCUGCUUUCUUUUAUAUCAAUUAUUAAGAGGAUUGAAAUAUAUUCAUUCAGCCAAUGUUGUUCAUAGAGAUUUGAAACCAAAAAAUUUAUUGAUAAAUGGAAACUGUGAUUUGAAAAUAUGUGAUUUUGGACUUGCAAGAGCACUUGAUCCAUAAAUCAAAGUAAUCAAACUAAAUUUCAAAUUUAGCUUAAACCAAAAGUUUAUAGUCCUUAUGUUUAAACAAGAUGGUAUCGAGCUCCUGAAUUACUUUUGUAAUGGAGAGAUUAUAAUUAAAGUAUUGAUAUGUGGUCUGUGGGUUGUAUAUUUGCUGAGAUGCUUAGGAAGAAAAUAUUUCUCCCAGGAGCUUCAGCAAAAAAUUAAAUUGAAUUAAUAUUUGAUGUAUUAGGAUCUCCAAAUGAAUAAGUCUUAUAAAUGGCACCAAAAUCUCCUCUCUCUAUAAGUGUGAAUUAAAUGUAAAAAAAGAGAGGCAGAGAUUUUGAGAAAUUAUUCCCAAAUGGAUCUAAAGAAGCUAUAGAUCUACUGAGAUAAUUAUUUGAAUAUGAUCCAACAAAAAGAAUAACUGCAGAAUAAGCAUUAAGACAUCCAUAUUUAUCGAAAUAUCAUAUACCUGAAGAUGAAGUACUUAUUUAAACAACAUAGCCUAUAGCUGUUCCUGUUAGAUAUUUAGACUUUGAAUUUGAAGAAUACAAUCUGACCAUUGAAUAGUGGAAAGGUAAUUAUAUUUACUUAUAUUACAGAUUGUAUUUAUGAGGAAAUUCUAUUAUACCAUUAUCCUGAGUUUUCAAAGGAUUAUGAAUUAAAUAUCAAAAAAGGAUAUUCAAUAAUGAAGCAUAUUAUUAAUAAUGAUAAUGCUAAAUAAUUGGAUUAAAUAUUAGAUGAAGAUGAAGAAGAUGAAGAUGAUGAUCUACCAUAAAAUUAAUAAAUAUAAUGAGUUU
Molecule: messenger RNA, 3028 nt
Organism: Paramecium pentaurelia
Lineage: Eukaryota; Ciliophora; Oligohymenophorea; Peniculida; Parameciidae
Source: the annotation of a GenBank genome assembly